Molecule: messenger RNA, 1289 nt
Organism: Ipomoea nil (Japanese morning glory)
Lineage: Eukaryota; Viridiplantae; Streptophyta; Magnoliopsida; Solanales; Convolvulaceae
Product: protein phosphatase 2C 37-like
Exons: 4
Coding region: 63-1232 (389 amino acids)
Biological process (GO): protein dephosphorylation
Cellular component (GO): cytosol; nucleus
Molecular function (GO): protein serine/threonine phosphatase activity; cation binding
Source: RefSeq, a predicted model, not a curated record
CUCCAUUGUUACAUGCUCUCAAGAUAUUUCGUUUCUCUAAGAGAUUUUUGUUUCUUCUGUUAAUGGCGACGAAAUGUGGAGGUGAAACGGAGACUAGUACUCCAGUUGAGCCCAGCUCCGAGGGGGCUAGACGGCGCCGGAUGGAAAUUCAUCAGUUUAGGUUCGUCGCGGCGGAUGUCACGGUUGCUCCGCCGUCGGAGAAUGGACGGAAGAGGAAGCGGGUUGAGGUUUCGCCGGUUUAUGCGGAAGGGGAGAGUGAAGAGAAAAAGGUAGUGAAGAAGAACAAAGAUUCCGGUAGUCCGGAAUCGGUGGUUUUUGGUGGUGUUACGGAUGAGGCGAGAUUCGGUAUAACGUCUGUUUGUGGGAGGAGGAGAGAGAUGGAAGAUGCGGUGGCGAUUCGCCCGUUUUUUAGCCGGAAACCCGACGGGAAUUCAAACGACUUGCAUUUCUUCGGCGUGUACGACGGCCACGGCUGCUCACAUGUUGCCGUGAAAUGCAGGGAUCGAAUGCACGAGAUUGUGAAAGGGGAGCUCGAGCGCGGCGGCGAGUCUACGUGGCAGGAAACGAUGUCCCGGAGCUUCUCUAAAAUGGAUCAAGAAGUCGCCGACUUGCCGACCGGCGCAGCGCGCUCUAGCUGCCGGUGUGAGCUCAAAAGUCUCCACUGCGACGCGGGGUCCACUGCCGUCGUCGCCGUCGUAACUCCGGAGAACAUUGUCGUAUCAAACUGCGGCGAUUCACGCGCCGUGCUUUGCCGCAACGGCGUCGCCGUCCCCCUCUCCGUCGACCACAAGCCGGAUCGACCCGAUGAACUGAAACGGAUCCAAGACGCCGGCGGUUACGUCAUCAAUUGGGACGUCCCCAGAGUCGGCGGAUUACUCGCAAUGUCUCGCGCCAUUGGCGACAGUUAUUUAAAACCGUACGUUACAUCGGAGCCGGAGGUGACAGUGACGGAGAGGACAGGGGACGACGAAUGUUUAAUCUUAGCAAGCGACGGACUAUGGGAUGUCGUGUCGAAUGAGACAGCCUGCAACGUGGCCCGCAUGUGCUUGAAAAACGCGAAACCUCCGUCGCCGUCACGAUCGCCGGGGAGUGACGUCACCGUCACGGCCACCGGCGACAGCUCCGACGACGCGUGCUCCGAUGCCUCGAUCCUGUUGACUAAACUGGCUUUGGCCCGGCAUAGCACCGAUAACGUUAGUGUCGUGGUCGUCGAUUUACGGAGACAUGUAUAAAUUAUUACUUAAUUAAUUAAUUAGUUAAUAAUACUAUCAUCAUAAUUAGUGUAUGUA